This is a messenger RNA of Sordaria macrospora k-hell, 897 nucleotides long. Lineage: Eukaryota; Fungi; Ascomycota; Sordariomycetes; Sordariales; Sordariaceae. The record is from RefSeq and is a predicted model, not a curated record.
AUGGAUGACCGAGAACUCACCGCGCGCAUCAAGGCGCUCUCCAAGGCUGUCGCUACCGAACCACCGGCGACGGUCAUCAAGCUCCUGGAGGAAUUGAAGAGAGAUGCCAAGCCGACCGAGGAACAGCUUCGCUCGACAAAAGCCGGUGUCACCGUAGGAAAGCUGCGCGCCAAUGCCAACAAGGACAUCGCUCGUAUUGCGAGCGAAAUCGUCAACAAGUGGAGGAAGCUGGUUGAGGCGGCCAAGGAGGCCAAGAAGAAGAGCCAGGCCGCCGCGGCCUCGGGCGCCAGCUCCCCAGCACCCAAGGCAUCGCCUGCGCCCGCAUCGUCCGCGUACAACAAGCCCUACGAAGGCGACGUCGAGAAGCGCCACUUUAAGACAGACAAGGUCGACAUCAACCGAACCUCGAGCCAGACGCGCAACAACACCAUCGGCGUGCUCUACAACGGCCUUGCCUACCGAAGAACCGAGUCGAUUGAGGAGGUCGUCAAGCGCGCCGUUGAAGUCGAGAAUGCCCUUUUCAAGGCCUGCAAGGGCGAGAACCAGGAAUAUCGCAGCAAGGCCCGCACCCUCUUUACCAGUUUGAAGCGCAAGGACAACGCUGCGUUGGGGCGACGGGUCAUGUCGGGCGAGCUUCCCGUCGACCGCCUUGUCGUUUUGUCGGACAAGGAGCUGGCCUCGGAGGAACAGCGUGCCAGGGAUGAGGAGUUGGAGAAGGAGAACAUGAAGAAGGCCCAGGUGCCCAUGGCGGAGAAGUCCAUCAGUGAUGCGCUGAAGUGCGGAAAGUGCGGACAGAGGAAGGUGUCGUACAGCCAGGCGCAAACACGGUCGGCUGAUGAACCUAUGACUACCUUCUGCGAGUGCACUGUUUGCGGAAACCGCUGGAAGUUCUCCUAA